AUGUCCUCUUCCAUCAGAAUUGAAUCUGUCGUGAAGGAGAAGACCAGGAUGGGAGAGUGCCCGGUUUGGGAAGAAAGGGAGAAUGCACUCGUCUAUGUAGACAUUAACUCACAAAAAGUUUGCCGCUGGAGCCCACUCACCAACGAGGUGCAGAGCGUGUCCGUGGAUGCCCGCGUCGGCUCGGUGGCAUUGCGGCAGUGUGGGGGCUACGUCAUCGCCCUGGGGACCAGGUUCGCCUUUCUGGACUGGGACACACGGGCGGUCACCACCAUCCUCGAGCUCGAGCAGGAUAAACCUAACAACAGGUUCAAUGAUGGAAAAGUGGAUCCAAAGGGGAGAUUUUUUGCUGGUACGAUGGCUGAAGAGACGUCGCCGGGAGUGCGAGCAAGGCGGCAAGGCGCUCUCUAUACCCUCUUCCCUGACCAUUCGGUAAUAAAACAGUUAGACCAGGUGGACAUCUCCAAUGGUCUGGAUUGGUCCCUGGACCACAGGACCUUCUUUCACAUCAACAGCCUGGCAUACGCCGUGCAUGCCUUCAGCUACGAUGUGCACACUGGAAAGAUCGCCUGCCCCAAACUUUUGUACCAUCUGGAAAAGGAGGAGCAAAUGCCUGAUGGGAUGUGCAUCGAUGCGGAAGGGAAGCUCUGGGUGGCCUGUAUCGAUGGCGGGAGAGUCAUUCGUGUAGACCCAGAGACAGGAAAAAGAAUCCAAACUGUGAGGCUGCCUACUCCAAGGAUCACCUCUUGCUGCUUUGGUGGAAAAGACUACUCGGAAAUGUACGUGACUUCUGCCUACGAUGGGCUGGAUGAGGCCACCUUAGCCAAGGAACCUCACGCAGGAGAGAUAUUCAAGAUAACAGGCCUGGGUGUGAAGGGGAUCCCACAGAAUUUCUAUGCUGCUUGA
Eurypyga helias (sunbittern) is the source of this 903-nucleotide messenger RNA. RefSeq names its product regucalcin-like. NCBI's taxonomy places the organism in Eukaryota, Metazoa, Chordata, Aves, Eurypygiformes, Eurypygidae. Gene Ontology annotation, molecular function: calcium ion binding; gluconolactonase activity; enzyme regulator activity. The transcript has 6 exons. Bases 1 to 903 code for a protein of 300 amino acids. Gene Ontology annotation, biological process: L-ascorbic acid biosynthetic process. The record is from RefSeq and is a predicted model, not a curated record.